AUGGCAAUAAUUCUCUGUGUGAACAGAGCAAUGACACGCACACAACCCAACGGUGAAACCUCUAAUAUGCCUAGCUUGGCAAAAGCUUUGGAGGCUAUCACAUCUGCUCUUCAACAACAGGGCGCUACUUUAGUGCAACAGCACGAAACGACUCUACAACAAUUAUUAGCGGCUAGGCUUAGUUCUGAAGCCAGUCAACGACAACAUGUGGAAGCCUUAAGACAACUAUCUGAGAAUGGCACAUCUGUAGAAGCUCAAAGGAUUCGGGAAUGGACCUUAGAAAACUUUCUACAACAUCGUCCACCUACUUUUAAUGGGAGGAUAAGUCCGGACGAGGGUGAUCUAUGGAUAAGAAAUAUGGAAAAUAUUUUUUAUGCGAAAAAUUGCUCAUCAGAAACUAGGUUGGCAUAUUCCGAGUAUCAGCUGUUCGGAGAGGCAAUACACUGGUGGGACAACAUGAAGCUAGUAUUACAAAGAGAAACAACUCAACCUCAACAACCGCCUCAACAGGGAAGGACUGACAAUAGACCACAAGCGAUUGGAAGAGUUUAUGCUUUGACGGGAGCAGAAGCUGCCAAAUCAGGUACCCUCAUCAUUGGAUGUUGUAGUAUAGCUGGUAGAGACUUGAAUGUGUUGUUUGAUUCUGGAGCGACACACUCCUUUUUGUCUGAAACUCUUAUUCAAGAGUUGAACCUACCCGUGAAAGAGCUGCAGUAUGACCUUAUAGUGUCUACACCGGCCUCUAAAUUGAUAAAAACAUCGAGGAUGUGUCCUCAAUGUCCAAUCAUUGUAGAAGGACACUAUAAUAAGGAGUUGAUUUUCCCUGAUCCUGAAGAAUCAAAGUUGUUGUCAUUACAACACGUGUUAAAAGAAGUAAAAGAAGGAUCUCCGUGUUUCAUUAUCUUGACUCAUGUGGAAAUUGAGAAAAAUGAACAAAAUCUUGAUAUUCCCAUAGUUAAUGAUUUUAGUGAUGUGUUCCCAGAAGAAGUACUAGGAUUGCCACCUCAACGAGAAGUAGAAUUUUCCUUCGAUUUAUUACCUGGAGCUGGACCAGUAUCGAUAGCUUCAUAUCGAAUGGCCCUAGCAGAGUUGGCAGAGCUGAAGAAGCAAAUUGAAGAGCUGUUGGAAAAACAAUUCAUCCGACCAAGCGUAUCACCAUGGGGGGCACCGAUACUGCUGGUGAAGAAGAAAGAUGGUAGCUCUAGAUUGUGUGUCGACUACAGGCAGUUGAACAAGUUAACCAUCAAGAACAAGUAUCCUUUUCUUAGGAUUGACGAUUUGAUGGAUCAGUUGCAUGGAGCCCAAGUAUUUUCAAAGAUAGAUCUAAGGUCUAGAUAUCAUCAAAUUUUGGUUAAAGUUGAAGAUGUACAGAAGACUGCUUUUAGAUCAAGAUACGGGCAUUACGAGUAUGUAGUUAUGCCAUUUGGGGUAACUAAUGCUCCAACUUUGUUCAUGGAUUACAUGAACAGAAUCUUUCAACUCUUCUUAGAUAAGUUUGUUGUAGUCUUUAUAGAUGACAUACUCAUUUAUUCCAAAAGUCGAGAAGAACAUGAUGGGCAUUUAAGAGUUGUGCUUGAGAUCUUGAGAGAAAAGAAACUAUAUGCAAAGUUGUCAAAGUGUGAGUUAUGGAUACAGAAGGUGCAAUUCUUGGGACAUGUUAUAUCAGCUUAA
Vigna angularis (adzuki bean) is the source of this 1671-nucleotide messenger RNA. RefSeq lists its product as uncharacterized. NCBI's taxonomy places the organism in Eukaryota, Viridiplantae, Streptophyta, Magnoliopsida, Fabales, Fabaceae. The transcript is spliced from 3 exons. The coding region runs from base 1 to 1671 and encodes 556 amino acids. The record is from RefSeq and is a predicted model, not a curated record.